GUGACCAAAGGAUAUCCUGUUCCCCCUUCGUCACUGUCAUGGGAAUUAUGCGUAUUGCUCUCUGUCAGCUGGAGAUGGAAUAUUGAGUAGGCAUAGAAAGAUGGCAGGGUGGAUCAGAAACAUAUUUGUGCUUGAUCUGUCUAAGAGAAAAUCUUUGGGUACAGCUUUGAACUCAUGAGGCACCGGAAUGUCUACAGGGGAGAAGACAUCCCUGUACCUGAACCAAUGAUUCCACAUGGCAAGAAGCUUUACAUAUGCUGCUGAUAUGGGUUGAUUUGUUUAGCACUGGGAUUAGUACAUUAGUUUAGGAACCAGUACGUUAGUUUAGCAAAAGGAAUCUAUAAGUGGUUGUUUUAAAUAUUUCCAUUUCACAUUCAGUGGGUGAAGAGUCUUGUUUUUCCUCAAUCACUGGGAACAUAAUUGAAUACUUUUAUCUUCUGCCUCAGUGAUUUUGCCUCACAAGAAGUACUUGAGUCACAAUGGAAAAAUUUGUCUUUUGACUCAAAACAUCAUGGACAUUUUCCUUGGGUUCCACAUACGUUGUUUUUAAAAAGUGUCUCACUAUGGCCUAAAAACCAGUGGGAAUCUUCCAAACUGGGGAAAAGUGAAUGAAAGUGAGUCAAAGGUUUUAGUGAUGAAGCUGAUGGUGAAAAAACGAGAAGUAGCUGGGCACUCCACCACCUUUAAUACCACUGAGCAUGCCCAAAGGACAUUUGUUCUUAUCUGUCAGACCUUGCAAAAGAAUGCAUAUGUAUGCCAACGUACUGCAUAUGCAUGUCUUCAUUGUUCAAAUGUCCAACCGGAACUUUGAGAGGGUGAGCCUGCUUAUCAAGUCAUGCGGAGAAUCGCGGAUUGCCACUUUCCAGCACCACCUUGGAGUUAGAGAGUUUUCUUCUCAGAUUUUGGAUGACAAUUUUUGACGACUCUGGUAGGACACCGAGACUGAAAUCUUGCGGACUGAAGGACCGGAGAUCUCAGCGUGCCCACCGAGUGAUUCUCAGGGAGCUCUGCCCCGAUCUGGCCGCAGGUUUCCUGAAGUACGCAGGCUUUUCUAACGUCUGCUUUUCACCUGUGAUCAUCCCAGCCUGCAGUAGUGCAGAAAAUGGCUGCAGUGGAUCCAUCUCAGCCCCGAAACCUGCAUUGAUCUCCAUGCUGGAAGGAGGGGAAGACCCCUGGAUCCCAGAUGUACAUGGCUUGAAGGACAUGGCAGAAGACCUCAGCCCAGCAGAUGAUGGGAUCACAAACAUAAAGGAGUAUCUGCAGAGAAGUGGUGUGGCUGAAAGGCAGUGGAGUAGUGCCUCGUUGGGAAAAAUCGGAAGGGAUGUGCAAGGGGGCCUGGAGCAAGGAGAGCACUUCGAGAAGCAGCAGGGAAACCCUCCAGGAGAGAUUGUGAGGAAACCCCUGGAGUGCAGCACAGAUCAGAAGCAGCAGAUGGAAGAUGCAAGGAGCAAGGAAGUGUGCCAGGAGGAAAGGCAGCACCCGAAUGCUGAAUGUGGGACCAGCUUUAAAAGGAAUUCCGACCUUGUUAACCACCAUUGUGUCCGCUCGGUGAAGAGAUUGUGCAAGAGCUCUGGGUGUGUGAAGAGCUUCAAAACAAGAUCCAAAUUCACUAAUCAUCAGUUCCUCCACACAGGAGAGAAACCCCUUAGGCGUUCUGAGCGUCCAAAGAGCGUCAAAAGCAACUCUGAAUUGAAGUGGCACCAGUGCAUCCACACAGGACACAGACCUUACAAGUGCCAUAGAUGUGGGAAAAGCUACAAACAAAGUUCCCACCUUGUUUCCCACCAACGCAUCCAUUCAGGUGACAGAACCUACAAGUGUUCCACAUGUGGAAAGGGUUUCAAAAGCAGUUCGGAACAGAAUCACCAGCACAUCCACAAGAGAGAGAGACCCUUUAAGUGUCCAGAGUGUCCAAAGGGCUUCAGAAGCAGUUCCUACCUCAUUGGCCCCCAGCGCAUCCACAAAGGAGAGAGGCGAUAUAAGUGCACUGACUGUGGGAAGGGCUUCAGAAGCAGUUUCGACCUCAUUGUCCACCAGCGCAUCCACAAUGGAGAGAGACCCUUUAAGUGUACUGAGUGUCCAAAGAGCUUCAGAAGCAGCUCCUACCUCAUAGGCCACCAGCGCAUCCACACAGGAGAGAGGCCAUAUAAGUGCACUGACUGCGGGAAGGGCUUUAGAAGCAGUUCCAACCUCACCCGCCACCAGCGCAUCCACACAGGAGAGAGGCCAUAUAAGUGCACCGACUGUGGGAAGAGCUUUAAAAGCAGCUCCAACCUCACCCGCCACCUGGAGUGUGUCCACACAGAAGAGAGGCCCUUUAAUUGUCCUGAGUGUCCAAAUUGCUCCUAAAGCAAUUCUGAAUUGAAGUGCCACCAGUGCAUCCAUGCAGGAUGUAAAACAUACAAGUGCUCUGUAUGUGGGAACAGCUGCCAUUGAUGUUCCCAAUUUGAUUCCCACCAGAACAUGCAUUCAGGACACAGAGCCUGCAAGUGUCCCAUUUGUGUCAAGGACAGGCAUGUUAGAAGCGAAGAUGCACCAGCACAUCCAUAAAGGAGAGAGACCCUACAAGUGCUCAGCGUGGGAAGAACUUCCACAGCAGUUACAAGCUCAUUUGUUACCAGUGCAUCCAAACAGGAGUAAGACCCUUUAAAUGCCCUGCGUGUGGGGAAGGGCUUUAUAAGCAGUUCUAAUCUCAACUCCCACAAGCACAUCCACCAAGGAGACAGAAUGUAGAAAUGCCCCGAGUUUGGGAGUAUCUUCAGCAGCAGUUCCUGCCUCGUUACAUACCUACACAUCCUCACAAGAGGCUAAGUUUGCAGUGCCACGAAUGCGGGAGGAGCUUCAGCCAGACCCCAGCCUGAUCAGCCACCUGUAGCUUUGUGUGGUUAUGAGCCUUACAAAUCCCUUGAGCAGAGGAAGAGCUUCACAGCUAACUCAUCUUAAAAACACCUUGAAGCACAUACUCCUUGCUCGGACAGGUGGAACUGGUUUAAUGAGGUACAGCCAGCAGGGAGCACUCACUGUAAACAUGAUGUGGUCACAGAAUCGUAGAAUGGCCUGGAUUGAAAAGGACUGUAAGGAUCAUCUAAUUGCAACCCCCCUGCUGUGUGCAGGGUUGCCAACCAGCAGACCAGGCUGCCCAGAGCCAAUCCAGCCUGGCCUAAAAUGUUACCUAAAAAGCUGUGAUUGGACAAGGAGUGUCUAAAGAGAUACCAAAAAGACGCUCUGGGUUGUAUUUUGGUUCACAGGGGAGAGGUUGCUGGUGAGCCAAGGGGAAGUUAGGUAGCCGACUAGUAAGUGUUUCCUAUAUCCCCUUUAGUCCCUCCAUAACUGGGUUAAUCUCUAUUUUGCCAUGAGCUUCCUAUUUAUUGAUUUUGAGUGGUCCGAAAGAUUAAAGCAACACAUCCUACUAAGAUCCUCACAACCGUGCCUCUUCGUUUAGUUAGUCCAGAUCCCUUACCUCAAUUCCUGUAACCUGUAUGCUAUUGGGAGAAAAUAAAGAUAUUCUUGCUUGGA
This is a messenger RNA of Tympanuchus pallidicinctus (lesser prairie-chicken), 3516 nucleotides long. RefSeq names its product zinc finger protein 501-like. The transcript is spliced from 4 exons. NCBI's taxonomy places the organism in Eukaryota, Metazoa, Chordata, Aves, Galliformes, Phasianidae. The coding region runs from base 907 to 2349 and encodes 480 amino acids. The record is from RefSeq and is a predicted model, not a curated record.